Messenger RNA from Peniophora sp. CBMAI 1063, 1083 nucleotides. NCBI's taxonomy places the organism in Eukaryota, Fungi, Basidiomycota, Agaricomycetes, Russulales, Peniophoraceae. The record is from the annotation of a GenBank genome assembly.
AUGUCCGACGGUCACUUUGAAUACCAGCAAAAGAACAUGCCCUUCCGCCUGCUCGGAUCCAGUGGCCUGCGUGUUCCUGUAUUCGCCCUUGGUGGUUGGCUAACAUUUGGCGGCACCGUCAACGGCGACCCUGUCAAGGAUAUCGUCCGCACUGCGCUCGAGAGUGGCAUCAACAUGUUCGACGAGGCCGAGAACUACACCGGCGGCGAGUCUGAGAAGGAGAUCGGUCGCGUCUUGCAGGAGCUGAAGGUUCGCCGCAGCGACAUCAUCCUCACGUCGAAGGUCUUCUUCGGCACACGUAAGGGCCCGAACGACACAGGCCUCAGUCGCAAGCAUAUAAUUGAAGGUGUCCGCGACUCGCUUGCCCGCUUGAGGACGGACUACCUCGACAUCAUCUUCGCUCAUCGUCCCGAUUCUACCGUCCCUAUGCUGGAGACUGUCCGCGCGUUUUCUUGGGUCAUCGACCAAGGCAUGGCGUUCUACUGGGGUACAAGCGAAUGGAGCGCGAAGGAGUUCGAGGAGGCCUGCCUUAUUGCCGAGAAGUACAACUUGCACGCACCGGUAGUCGAGCAGUGUAUGCACAACAUCUUCCACCGCGAGCGCCCGGAGAAGGAAUACGCCCCUCUCUACGAGCGCUUCAAUGUUGGCACGACGGUCUACUCUGCCCUCGCCGGCGGUAUGCUCACCGGCAAGUACAACGAUGGUAUCCCGGAGAACUCGCGUUUCCACACGAACAAGCAUCUGCCGCGUUUCGCUAAGCAGCAGCAGUUCCUCCAGUCGGAGGAGGGUCAACGCCAGAUCUCUGUUGUCCGUGCUCUCACGAAGAUCGCUGAGGAGGAGCUCGGAUGCACAAUGGGACAGCUUGCUCUUGCAUGGGUCAUUCGCAACCCCAACACCAGCAGUGUCAUCCUCGGUGCUACGAGCGACGCCCAGAUUCACGACAACUUGAAGGCGCUCGAGGUGAUGCCUAAGCUCACGCCGGAGAUCCUUGCCCGCAUCGACGAGAUCGCCGGCAACAAGCCUUCGACUUCGUCGGCAACUGGUCGCCCGGCCUUGUGCUCCUUCGGGCGCACCUCCUUCUGA